Messenger RNA from Tigriopus californicus, 1126 nucleotides. It is a transcript of the gene Rbm13, whose product is annotated as protein MAK16 homolog. The transcript has a single exon. The record is from RefSeq and is a predicted model, not a curated record. Bases 144 to 1064 code for a protein of 306 amino acids. Gene Ontology annotation, cellular component: nucleolus; preribosome, large subunit precursor. NCBI's taxonomy places the organism in Eukaryota, Metazoa, Arthropoda, Copepoda, Harpacticoida, Harpacticidae. Gene Ontology annotation, biological process: maturation of LSU-rRNA; maturation of 5.8S rRNA.
UAGCAACGCUACUAGUACCACGUGCGUGAGUGAGUAUGUAAAGAGACCGUGAGACAUUGAAACCGUGAUUGCCCAUUUGCCCUUCCCAAGCCAGUUGGUUCGGCCGUGAUCCUGGCAGAGGCAUUAUUGUGUAGCAUUACACCAUGCAGCACGAUGACGUGAUCUGGUCGAUUAUCAACAAGUCCUUUUGCCAAUACAAGAGCCAGACCAAGACCCAAAAAUUCUGUCGGAACGAGUACAACUUGACGGGUCUGUGCUCACGGGCUUCGUGUCCGUUGGCUAACUCCCAGUAUGCCACGGUUCGCGAGGAAGAAGGCGUCUGCUAUCUCUAUAUGAAAACCAUCGAGCGAGCCGCUUUUCCGGCCCGAUUGUGGGAAAAGGUCAAGUUGUCCCGCAAUCUGGAGCAAGCCAUGCGGCAACUCGAAGAGAAUCUCGUCUUUUGGCCCGGAUUCAUCAAGCAAAAGUGCAAACAACGCCUCCUCAAGAUCGCCCAAUACUUGACACGGAUGCGGAAAUUGCGUUUGAAGCGCCAGAAGAAGUUGGUGCCGCUUCAGCGUAAGAUUGAGCGACGAGAACGGCGACGCGAGGAGAAAGCCUUGGUGGCGGCACGGAUUGAUAAUCAGAUCGAGAAAGAAUUGCUCGAGCGUCUGAAGCGCGGCACCUAUGGCGAUAUUUACAACUUCAGUCAAAAGGCCUUUGAUCAGGCCUUGAACGCCGAAGAAGUGGAAGACGAGGAGGACGAGGCCGAGGAAGAAGUUGAAGGCGAGUUCGAAGAAGAGGUUGAAGAAGAGAUGGAUGAAGAGCUCACACGCGAGUUUGUGGCGGCCGAUGAUUUUGAUCAGAGUGAGUCGGAGGACGAGGCCGAGAGCGAUAUCGAGGAUGGACCGGGAGGACGAGCCCUAACCGGCGGUCAAUCGCCGGAUGAGGCCACAUCGAGUGAUGAAGAGCCGGCCUCGGAACCGCGCGUACGAGUGCGAUCGACUCGUCGCAAACCGCGGGUGGAGAUGGAAGUGGAGACGGAAGAACCCACCGCCCCUCGGAUCCGACAGAAACUCAAAGCUUAAUUACCCUACAACCUGAUGUCCUGUUCCCAUUUGUCCAUGAAUACACGUUAUUUUCAUCCGUU